Ctenopharyngodon idella (grass carp) is the source of this 1703-nucleotide messenger RNA. Its product is annotated as cerebellin-1-like. NCBI's taxonomy places the organism in Eukaryota, Metazoa, Chordata, Actinopteri, Cypriniformes, Xenocyprididae. The transcript is spliced from 4 exons. Gene Ontology annotation, molecular function: protein binding. The record is from RefSeq and is a predicted model, not a curated record. The coding region runs from base 70 to 978 and encodes 302 amino acids.
CACUAUAAAAGGAACACGAGAGGCUGUGGGGAUGACAGAGCAAGAGCUGGAAACAAACAUCAGUGAAGAAUGAAGGCUUUAGUAUGUAUACUGCUGCUGUUGGAAACCUUUGUGUUUGUCGUCCAGCAGCAGGUAGAUGGAGGACUCAAUGAGAAUGAGAUCAGUCAACAGAUCAGCUCUGAGGACGGAAGACAGAAUCCACCUCAAACAGACACUUUGAGAGCUGAAGCUUCAACUGACAGCCAACAAUACUGCAAUCUGGGCAUCCCUGACAUCCAUGCAGCACUGAGAGAACUGACCGCCACCGUUACAGAGCAGAAAGCAAACAUCAGAGAACUGACCGCCACCGUUACAGAGCAGAAAGAAAGGAACAGAGAACUGACCGCCACCGUUACAGAGCAGAAAGAAAACAUCAGAGAACUGACCGCCACCGUUACAGAGCAGAAAGAAAAGAACAGAGCUUUAGAGACACAACAGACGUUUAUCCUGGAAGAGAUGAACAAGAAAAGUGAUGAAAUUUCAAAUCUUACUCUGAGUCAAGUGGAGCUGAGAAAGGAAAAUAGAGACAGAGAAAUAGCUUUUUCAGCUUCAAUGAUGGAAUCUGGCAGUGGAUAUAUUGGUCCUUUUACCACUGAAAUCACAGUAACCUACAGGAACGUCUUCACAAACAUAGGGAACGCCUACAACCCAAUUACAGGUAUUUUCACAGCCCCACUGAAAGGAGCGUACAUGUUCAGAAUCUCUGUAUAUGGUCAUGCCCCAACUACAGCAGGUGCAUCCAUUUAUAAGAAUGGAGAGCGUGUGGUUAUAGCAUACGAUAUUCAGGCUAAGGAUCGGGAAAACUCCUCGAAUGCAGUUGUGUUGAUCCUGGAGGUUGGAGAUGUUGUCUAUGUGAGUCUUUGGCCUAAAACAAGGAUAUAUGAUAACCAGAAUAAGCACAACACUUUCAGUGGUUUUCUGCUGUUUCCCUUAAGAUAACAGGAGCUUUGCAGAAUAUGAUUCCAAUAAUUCUGAACCUUCAGAAUUUAAAUGAAAGUCAUGAAGAAUCAUUAACAUAUGAACCUGUAUUAAUGAGGACUUUGAAAUUUGUAGUAGAUUACUGUAUAAAAGUCAGCAUAAUACACUAUAUUCAUAAGUUCUGAUCUGUCUAUACAUGUCAGUUCUGGCAGGUCACGUCAGUCAAGCUCACAUCAGCUGACUCCCAGGUGACUCAUGUCAUGUCUACCUAUAGGUACUUCUUUCAGUACCUAUAGGAAUACGAGGCCUAUCACAGCAUCCAUAUAUAAGCUCCUCAGUAUUAUCAGCAGCUAUCACAUUUCUCUGCAGUUAAUUACCCUCCUCCAUCCUCAGCUCCUCCUCUCGUCAGUCAGGAUUUGGCCUUAUGAUUCCCCUGAAUCAGACUAAUUCUUGAAAUAUGUAUACAUGUUAAAUUAUUGACAUUAAUGAUAUCUGCAUAUGUUGGUUCUGUUCUGUUUAUUAUUAUUAUUAUUGCUGCUCUCCCUGCUCUUAUCUAUGCUAGGCUGCAAGGAUGCGCAGGGAGUUCUUGCCCAGAACAGAACCAUACCGCCAAUACAAACUCUAUGCAUUAUCAAUCAUAUUUGUUGAUAGUGGUCCUGACAGAAAUACCUUUUUAAGUGUAUCUUGUUACUGAUCCUUGAUCUGUAUCUCUUCAUCCUGCAUAAAUAAAUAAGUAAAUAAUGAAA